This is a messenger RNA of Tigriopus californicus, 1700 nucleotides long. RefSeq lists its product as uncharacterized. Lineage: Eukaryota; Metazoa; Arthropoda; Copepoda; Harpacticoida; Harpacticidae. Bases 81 to 1589 code for a protein of 502 amino acids. The transcript has 3 exons. The record is from RefSeq and is a predicted model, not a curated record.
CGAUUUUAGGAGGAAAGGAUGUGGUGUGGUUGAGCAAUCUGAGGAGCAAUAUCUCGUUAGGCGGAAGUCAAUUCCAAACCAUGGCAGCCUUGGGCAAUGCAGCUCUUGUCUUGGGAAGUGCCCUCGGGGUUGGCUUGUACCCGAUCGCACAACGGCGGUCCCUUGACCGCGCAACCUUCAGAUCAACUAGGCGCCCGCCGUUCCCAUUUUACCCGCCCAAAAUGAGAAAGCCCUUAUUGCCAAAAGUGAGAGCCCGUAGGCCUCAUGGGCAACUCCGCAGACGUCGGCCCGCUGCGGGUAAAAAAGGCCGAGGUAGAAGGAAGAAGGGGUCACGACGAAAGCCGGGCCAAAGACCAAAACCGAGGCGCAUACCGACCUUCAGCUUGUCCAAGCCCACACCCAGACCCGGACCCAGACCUGGACCCAGACUCAGACCCAGGCCUCCUAAGCAAUCAGGAAAGAUAAAACCCGAGUUCACGUUUCGCCGUCAGAAGCCCAGAACCAAGCGACCCAGGAUCAGUGCUAAACCCUCGAUAAAGAACGAGCAAUACGCUAAGAAACCGACCACCAAUGUGGCCUAUACUCCGAAGAAAAGUAGGCCACAGCCCACCCACCCAUUCACCAAGGCCCAUGGCUAUGCCCCAAUCCUACCCCCAGGCGAUGUUGAAUCCAACAACUAUGUGGCAGUUGUCACAACCACCACGAAAAAGCCCAGGGAAACCCAACCUACCUUGUUUCGAGAGAACAUCCCGGUUCGCAAAUACAAAGGCUCCCGAGGGAACCCCGGACUUGAUUCCCCAAAUGACUUCCUCAAGGAUCUGGACCAGCCCGAGUUCGACGGAGUCCGCUUGAAGAACCCGUUCCGAACCGAUCACGGAGGAUCCCCGUUCAAUUUGGACCCUUUCCGGGAACUCAAGAUCAUCGUGAACGGGGACAAAGAGACUAGCAGCACUCAAGGACAACGCAAACCUAAAAGACGCAUUGCUCAGAGUAGAGCCAUCAAGGGCGACGCAGACCAGGACCAAAGCUUGGCCCAGAGUCAAAAGCACCCUACCUACGUAGACCCAUUCCAGAAUGCUCAGGCCGUGCAUGUGAUCAAGAAGGCGGAGGAGCUGAACCUGUUCUUGGCCGUGAAAGAUGUCGAUCUUCCGAGAUCCAAGUCCAAAGUGGCCACGGAUCCUGUUCUCAAGGAGCUCCGGUCCCAAUUGCCACUCUAUCCUCCAACUCGGAUCCUGGACGAAAAGCGAGAGUUGGGCAUUGCUUCGGUAAAACGAGGAAUCCGAAGGAAAGGCCAACGAGAUCCAGAGACGGACAAGACAACGCCCAGGCCAAUCUAUCUGGAAGAUCUCUACGAUUAUCACGAUUCCGAGGUUGAUGACAGCUUUAAGAUUGAACUAACGGAGAGACCAGUCCAAACUUUACCCCCUAGUGCUAAAAACACCUACGAGGACGAUCAAAAGCUCGUUGAGCGAGAGUUAAAGAGUUUGCGUCUCCGCGAUUUCAAGAGACUGAAUGCCACAAUGUCUCCUACAACACCAAAAACUCGCUUUAAAACGUCAAAACUGGAAUCAUCAGAUCAAGAAUCCUGAUUAGCAAGCAAUAGGUAGAUAUCUAAAUUGGUAAAAAGUGCAAUAUAUACAUACGUAUAUGUAUGAUAACCUUCUCAGUAAUUAGCCUCCUGUAACAGACGGCCUUGUCCC